This is a messenger RNA of Brassica oleracea var. oleracea, 1454 nucleotides long. RefSeq names its product auxin-responsive protein IAA18-like. Gene Ontology annotation, cellular component: nucleus. NCBI's taxonomy places the organism in Eukaryota, Viridiplantae, Streptophyta, Magnoliopsida, Brassicales, Brassicaceae. Bases 482 to 1243 code for a protein of 253 amino acids. Gene Ontology annotation, biological process: regulation of DNA-templated transcription. The transcript is spliced from 5 exons. Gene Ontology annotation, molecular function: protein binding. The record is from RefSeq and is a predicted model, not a curated record.
ACCCUACGGUUCUUUGAGAGAUAAAGAGAGGAUUGCGUGUGUUUGACACCAAUACAUUUUUUUUUUAUAAUUCUUGGUUACAAUUUAUUAGUGAUGUUCUGGUUUGAUGAUUCCUUUUGCUUUUCCUCUGGUUUAAUCACUGUCUCUCCUUCCGUAAUAAUCUGACUUUCUUCUGUUCCUCUUUUCGCUGUAAUUCCCAAAAAUCUCCUCCCUUUUCAGAACCCACCAUAAAGUUUACAUUUUGACUCUCUUUUUUUUGUUUUGAAAAAGCGAUGCUUUCUUUUGUAUAAAAGACCCACUAAUCCACCUCUCUAGCUUCUCACACCAUUUCAUCUCCUUCCUCCCUCUGUCUUCCUGUUUUAUGGGUUUCUGAGAGUUUCAGAGAUCUCUUUUGUUGCGUGAACAAGUUGUCAACUUUCAGACAAACAAUUAUUUACCUGUCGGAAUACCUUUCUUUCGGUCCAAGAACAGCAAAAACCUAAUGGAGGGUUAUUCAAGAAACUGGUUUCGCGAUGACAAAGCCUCUGUUUACAACUCCGAAGAGAAGAAACUCGAGCUAAAGCUUGGCCCCCCUGGCGAAGACGGAGAUGGUUCAUCGAUGAUACGACACAUCAAGAAAGAACCAAAAGACAAAUCUAUCCUCUCUCUCGCUCGCAACCACUUCUCUUCUCCUUCCACCACCAACAAAACCACAUCUCAGAAAAGAACUGCUCCUGGUCCAGUGGUGGGUUGGCCUCCGGUUAGAUCAUUCAGGAAGAACUUGACAAAUGGAAGCUCUUCAAAGCUUGGAAAUGAGUCCACCUCCAAUGAUGUUCUCCUCAAGAACCAGAAGCGUGAUGAUGGUAAUGGCCCAGAGAAGCCAAUGCAACCAAAGAGGCAAGGAGGCUUGUUCGUGAAGAUCAACAUGCACGGUGUUCCUAUUGGUCGUAAAGGCGACCUCAGUGCUCAUAACAGCUAUCAACAGUUAUCUUUCACUGUCGACAAGCUCUUUAGAGGUCUUCUUGCAGCUCAAAGAGAAUCAUCAUCAUUUGGAGAAGAAGAGAAACCAAUCACUGGGUUGUUGGAUGGGAAUAGAGAAUAUACUCUUACUUAUGAGGACAAUGAAGGAGACAAGAUGCUUGUAGGAGAUGUCCCAUGGCAUAUGUUUGUAUCUUCGGUGAAAAGGCUGCGUGUGAUCAAAACCUCUGAGAUUUCCUCAGCAUUAACAUAUGGAAAUGGAAAGCAAGAGAAGAUGAGAAGCUGAUGAAAUAACUUUCACACUUAAAGAAGUAGAGAUGUUAUCUUUUUUUGCUUUUGCCUUUUUUCUUAACUCUGAUGAGUUUUGUGGUAUUUGAAAUGUGUUUUUGAUUCAAGUCUGAUGUACAUUCUGGUGUGCUACAUCUUCUUUUGAGAAUUUCAUAGAUGAGUUUUGUUGGAAUUCAAAACCAGACAAAUGAAAAGUAUGAUUUUGGUUA